CAGGAGGAGUCUUCCUCUUUUCACUCUCAGCAUUGUUAGUUCGUUCUCUCUGAGUGUUUGCAAUAAGUUUGAUCCAACUUCUCUGUGGAGGGAGCAGAAGCACUUGUCCUGAUCGUGAAAUAAUACACUUCAACACAAAGCCUUUCAUCACUGAAGGGCAACAGGUAAAUCCACCUUCCAGUGAUUUCAUCAGGAGCUUUGGAGCAGGUCUUUGUUUCAUGAUGAAUGUGUCUGAGACAAUGGAAACAGAGGAGGAUCUCCUAACAUGUCUCCACAUCAAGCUUUAUCACCCUCAGCAGAAUUGUAAGGGCCUGUACAGCCUGCUUCGUCUGGGGAACAGAAGCAGACACUCAGCAGAUGACCCCUUCAGGCUGGGACGUGACACCCAGGCCUGCACUUUUGGCCUGUUCGACGCCAGGGUGUCUCGCAAACAGCUGGCCCUCCAUGCCUACCGAAAACCCCAGAGCCCGGACAUGUUGUUCACCAUCCAGAACUUGAGUCAGAGGGGGCAACUGUCGGUGAACGGCUCAGUGCUGGGCUACCUGGAAAGGAUGGACCUCCCAGACAAGGCCCUGAUCCGGUUUGGAGAGUACGAGAUGCUGAUCGUCCGUGAGUCUGGCGAGGCCAAGGGGAGCUUCGAGGUGGAGUUUGAGGUGCUGGCAGUGCCUCCAUCUAGAGAGACUUGCAUGUGUGUGCCCACCAACACACCUGUCAUGGACACGGGCUCGUAUGUGACGAGCACUUUCCAGGCUGAGCUCAGAGCACAUUUCCCCCUGGAGACUGAUGAGACUCUCUUAUGCCAUACAGGGUGAGCCAUUGCUGCUCUUUUAGAUGUUCUGACUCUUUACUUCAUUUACUUGUAUUAAAAGUACUGUGUAGUUGUGACAUUAGUAUCCAAGCAGGCUUAGAUAAGAUCCCUCUCAGUAAUGUGAAAUCAUUGUAUUAUUUUGUACUGUAUGUCUAUUACUCCUUGCCCACAGAUGAAAAAGCUGUGGUCUUUGUAGCACUGUCUUUUAGUGUAAAUGUUAUUAAGAUGUUUCUUUCUACAUUUCAACCUGAGCACAUUAAAGUGUUUUUUGUUAACAUUU
Chelmon rostratus (copperband butterflyfish) is the source of this 1088-nucleotide messenger RNA. It is a transcript of the gene tifa, whose product is annotated as TRAF interacting protein with forkhead associated domain. The transcript is spliced from 2 exons. Lineage: Eukaryota; Metazoa; Chordata; Actinopteri; Chaetodontiformes; Chaetodontidae. The record is from RefSeq and is a predicted model, not a curated record. Gene Ontology annotation, molecular function: protein binding. Gene Ontology annotation, biological process: canonical NF-kappaB signal transduction. Bases 219 to 812 code for a protein of 197 amino acids.